This is a messenger RNA of Sceloporus undulatus (fence lizard), 6504 nucleotides long. RefSeq names its product zinc finger and SCAN domain-containing protein 2-like. The transcript is spliced from 4 exons. Bases 7 to 2211 code for a protein of 734 amino acids. The record is from RefSeq and is a predicted model, not a curated record. NCBI's taxonomy places the organism in Eukaryota, Metazoa, Chordata, Lepidosauria, Squamata, Phrynosomatidae.
CUAUUAAUGCUUCUUAGUCCUGCUCAGAAUGGAGGGCAUUUUGGAAUUUCUCCUGGACAGAACAUAAAAGCUGAAAGCACUACUAUAAAUAGAGGAACAAAAAUGGAGGAGCAGGGAGAAACCCGACCUGCUGAGAUGGAGAGAUCAGUAGCAGGUGGAAAAAGCUCCAACACAGUCCAAGUCACGACCAUUCAAGAGUUUCUGAGAGGCUCAGAUUCCCGUCAAAUUAAGCAGGAGCCAGAGGAGGACCUGCCACAGGGCUGGGAUGCCCAGUGGCAAGACUUUCUAAAGACCAUGCAGCCACCUCAUCCGCGAUGGAAAAACCCACCUCUCCCCAGUCCUCCCCAAUCAAGGGAUGGAGCCAAAGAACCUCAGGCCUCUUUGAAGAGAGCCACUAUUGCCAACCAGUGGCCAAGAAGAGAGCAGGUGGACCAAACCCUCAGUGAGAGUUGUGAAGAGCCCAUUUCCUCAGUAAAAGUGAAGGAGGAGAUUCUGGAUGAAGAAGGUGUGGUCAGUGUGGAAGUGGACCGUCAGCAUUUCAGGCAGUUCUCAUACCAAGAGGCCAAGGGACCCCGAGAAGUCUUCCUCCAUCUUGAAACCCUUUGCCAUCGGUGGCUGAAGCCAGAGAGACACUCCAAGGAGGAGAUCUUGGACCUCCUGAUCCUGGAGCAGUUCCUGAUCAUCCUGCCGGAGGAAAUGCAGAGUUGGAUCAAGGACUGCGGCCCGGAGACUUGCACCCAAGCGGUGGCCCUGGCGGAGGAUUUCUUGCUGCGCCUGCAAGAGGCUGAAGGGUUGCAAGGAAAGGUUUUGUGGCCUAUGGAAGACGUGGCUGUGAAUUCCCCCAAAUCGGAGCAGGAUCCAUCAGAGGAAAUGAACAUCCAGAUAUCAGCAGAUGCUGAGGAAGAGAGUGACAGGGAGACCAGUUUUCUGGCAGGCAACUGCCGAGGGUACGAAAACGGGGAAGAGAGCUUCCCGUUCGAAAGACAUGCUGAUGUUGGCCUCAGUGGACUGUCAUUGGCGAGACUUAAUGGGAAGUUUUUCCAAGUUUGUGGGUUGGGAGAGACUCCAGGAAGUGAACAGAGCCAAGAAAUCCGUCGGGAGAACCAGACAGAGAUCCAAGCUUUUAUUCACCAGAAACGUUUAGAAGGGAGUCCCUUUUCAGAGGGAAGCCACAAGGCGAAACGGAAAAGGACCAGCUCCAACUGGGGGACAGUCCUGCGUCCUAGCUUUGACUUCCCUCGGAACCAGAAGAUGCAAAAACUGUACACAUGCACCUAUUGUGGGAAGAUCUCCAACAACAGCGCACACAUGAUUAUCCACGAGAGGACCCACACUGGCGAGAAACCAUACAAGUGCUCAGAGUGUGGGAAGUGCUUCAGCACCAACUGCAACCUCAUGAAGCACACAAGAGUCCACACGGGAGAGAAGCCUUACAAAUGUUCUGACUGUGGCCGGAGUUUCAGUGACAAAGCUUCCCUUAUUGUCCAUGAGAGGACCCACACAGGAGAGAAACCUUACGAAUGCCCAAUGUGUGGAAAGAGCUUCACCUCCAGCUCCAAUCUCAUCACUCAUAAGCGGGUCCAUACGGGAGAGAAGCCAUACAAGUGCACCGAGUGCGGACAGAGCUUUGUUCACAGGCCGCAACUUGUCAUACAUAUCCGGACACACACAGGAGAAAAACCUUAUGAGUGCCUGGAGUGUGGCAAGAGCUUCAACCAGAAAGCAGACUUGAUCAUCCACGGGCGGACCCAUACUGGGGAGAAGCCAUAUGAAUGCACCGAGUGUGGCAAAAGCUUCAUUUCCAGUUCUUACCUCCGGAAACAUGAGAGGUUGCACACGGGGAAGAAAGCCCAAGCUGGGGAAGAAAGUCACAAAUGCACCUAUUGCCGGAAGAGCUUUAUCAGUCGGUCCAAACUUCUCAUUCAUGAGAGAACCCACACAGGAGAGAAGCCCUUUGAAUGCACUGAGUGCGGGAAAGGUUUCAGCACGAGCUCUAACCUGGUCAACCACAAGAGGGUCCACACAGGCGAGAAGCCCUAUGAGUGCUCAGAUUGUGGACAGAAGUUCAGUACAAAUUCCAACCUUGUCAAUCACCGGAGGGUGCACACAGGGGAGAAGCCGUAUGAAUGCUCGGAUUGUGGGCAGAGCUUUGGUCACAAAGCAUCCCUGAGGAGACACAAGAGAAUCCAUUCUCGAGAGACAACCACAUGAGUGCUUGAAAUGCAGACCCAAAAAUGUAGAUACUAGCGCUCGGCAUAGGAACGUAGGAAGCUGUCAUACACAGAGUUAGACUACAGGUCCAUACACUAUCUGUUAGGGGCUCUCCAGAACCUCAAAUAGAUCAUUUCCCAGCCUAAUCUUGAGCUUCUUGGAAUUGAUCCUCUGCAAUCAAAGCAUAGCCUGUACCUCUGCACUGUGGCUCAGCAACCAAGGUGACUACCUUUAUGCCUAUGAGAAGCCCACAAGGUGGAUAUGAAGGCAAGAAUGUCUGGAAUCCAAUGGCUGCAGUUCCAUUGCAGUUAUAUGGCAUCGAGUCCCACUGAAUGCAGUGCUGCCCUAGUGCAUAAGACCAAGGAUUUUCUAGCCCCGUUUUUCUUUUAAUUUGUUUUGUUAUUUCAAGAAUCUAAGAAACCAGAAGGUGCUACCUAGGUUGGGCAACAAACUAUUUGCUCUGUUCUGGGUACUUGUGGUGAAGUCUCCUUCUUUUGGAGGUUUUUAAGUAGAGGCUGGAUGGCCAUCUGUCAAGAGUGCUUUGAUUGUGUAUUCCUACAAGGAAAGGAGAUGACUUGGAUGGCCCUUGGUGUCUUUUCCAAAUCUAUAGACCCUUUUCGGUUUCUUACCUUAAACCAGAGGUGAACCAAAUGCAUGCAGCCCACCCUAGGGCCCAAGCAAAGUGUGUUAAAUAUACAUAUAUAUUGCCCCCAAAGGCUCUCUAGGAGACAAGGGGGCAUUUUAGCUCCAUUUUAGUACCAUCUCCGGGCCAUUUUAGGACCAGCAGAGAACUUACUUAAUAUUAAACAAGAAAGUGAAUAGGAAGUGUCUUAUGGUAACUUCCUCUUUAAAAAAGGAUCCUCCUAGGCCUAAAAUGAAUGAGACCCAGUGUGGUGAAGUGUUUUGAGUAUAGGACUAGGACUGUGGAGAUUGGAGUUCGAGUCCCUGCUUGGCCAUGGAAAUCUACUGAGUGACCUUGGGCAAGUCACACCCUCUCAGCCCUAGGAAAGCCUGUGAUAGGGUCGCCAUAAGUCAGAAACGACUUGAAGGCACACUACAACAACAACAGCAACAGGCUUUAAAUGACCUGGAGAGCCCAAAGCCUUGGGAGAAAUGCCCCUCACAGCCCCUAGGUAUUUGAGGGAAGUCUGGGUCAAUUUUUAAUUUUUUUAUGGGGGAGUAUGAGGAGGUGGUGGCCCCAUGGGGAGCUGUGGGGAUGGCAGUGCCCUAUGGCCACCCACACUUGCCCAUCCCUGCCCUUAACCAAACAUGGACAAAGUGUGUCCUUCUGGAUGUUAUUGUUCUGCAACUCGCAGCAGUCAUACCCAGUAUCGCCAGUGUUGAGCAAUGCUUGGUGUUGCAGACCAAGAAGUUCUGGAGGGCCAUAUGAUUCCCACCCUAUACCUUAAAUUAAAUAUGUUGCACUGGCCAUUCUUGCACUUUGUGGUAAGCUGUGGUCUGUUGCUUUCAUCUUGAUUUGCACACAGAGGAACAAACAAGUCGUACUCUGUUUCCCCAUUCUUGGUUGUUUCAAAAUUUCCUGCCUACCCACCCUUUUUGUCAGCUCCUGUUUCAGGGUGGGCAGUUAUGGGAACAAGACUUUGUUCUCUAGGAUAACAAUAAGCUACAGUUCAAACUGUCAAACAAUAAGCUACAGUUCGGGUUUGAGUUCAUUAUCUAGCAAAAAGUUAUAGCCUCCUAAUUGUGGUUUGUGGUAGCUGAUCAUAACCGGUGUGGUGUAAUGCUUUGAAAGCUGAUCUGUAACUCUGGAGAGGGUUCGAAUCCUUGCUUGGCCCUGGAAAUAUUACACCUGAAAGCUGGUCAGAUCAAUCCAUAACUGGCUAAAAAAAUGGGUCAAUAUAUUUUUAAAAAAACCAAAAAACGCUGGAAAAAGAGGGGGAAAAUCAGCCAAAAUGGCAGCCAAAAGUAACAUAGUGUCACUUCCAGGCCCAUCAGGAAUGGGAUGAGUAUAUAUGUUUAUGUAUGUGCCUUCAAAUCCUCUGUCGACUUAUGGCAACCCCAUGAAUUUCAUAGGGUCUUCUUAGGCAAGGAAUAGUCAGAGGUGGUUUUGCCAAUUCCUUCUGCAGAAAUAUAGCCCACAACUCUUAGGGGCAAUUAAGACGUCGUUUUUUUAGUGUGACUAUGCAAAUUUAUGCAGCCGUGCAUUCCAGUUUUGUUGUUCACACUAUUUAUUUAUUUUUGUCGGGCCACAUCUGUGCAUAUUCUGUUGCUCACACGUGUCAGCACUGCGAAUAAAGAUGGAAUUGAUGAUGCGGUUGCAUUUGAAAUACAUUCUAGCAUGCAGCGUUUUAUCCAGGUUUAUCCCGUGUCUGUUUGCAUUGGUUAUUCACACUGCUGACAAUGUGAAUCUUUUUUAAAAAUGAGGAAAAAAAGUGUGAGAUAGAAUAUCCCAGGUUAAAGUGGGUUUUUUGGCAGCCCACCCCACAAAAAAAACUUUAUUGGAUGCAUUCGAAAUGAAUGUGAACAACAGAGAUUUAUCCCAUGUUUAACCUGGAUUAUUUUCACAGUCUGAAUAACCCCCUAUUGCUAUCAGCCCUCCACAUGUGCAGCUUUGACUUUUGUGGGUUUGGUUAUUCACGGAUUUGAUUAAUAUGCUUUCUCUAGAAAUCUCUAGGUCCUCCAGCAUGACUCUGUGGCUGAAUUCCACCAAAAGUUGUACUAGAGGAUCUAGAGAUUCUUAUAGAGAAUGCUUAUCUAGGCAUUCGUAUGUCCUCCGGCGCAAUUUCAUGUUCAGCUUCUGUCAGAUGUUGGCCACAGAGUUUCGCUGGGGAUGUAGAAAUUUCUUGAGAAUACACUUUUCUAGGCGUUUGUAAGUCCUCCAGUGCAACUUCAUGGUCAACUAGAGUUGCACUGAGGGACCUAGAAAUUCCUAGAGAGUUGUUCUCACAUUAAAAAGGUGUUUUUUUUUUAAUAUUUGAGGUUUCACACAGGUCCUGUGCCCCUAAACCCCAACGAAUGUGCAGGGUCCACUGUAUUCAUUGGCAGUUUCUUAUCCAAGUACUAACCAGGGCUGCCCUGCUUAGCUUGCAAAAUCAGACCGGUACUGGUGCCUUUCAGGUAUUUAGGCCCUGGGUUCAAGCGUAUAGUCCCAAUUCCUUCUACAGUUACCCACAGAGGCAUCUAGUACUGGUGGGAGAAUAUAGCAGGUGUGGGCUGCCUCUGAUAGUUUACUCUUCCAUGAAUCUGCUUACUUCCUAUCAAAGCUUGCAGCUUGUGGACUUCUUGUGGCAGGGAAUUCCACUGUUUAACAAUGCAGUCUGCAAAGGAAUACUUCCCUUUCAUUUGUCCCAAUCACCCACCAUUCAACUCCCAAUAAGUGUUCCUGGGUUUUAGUGUUACAAAGAAGGUUGAAAAGGAACAGGAAUGGACCCGAGUUCAAUGAACUGUAUGUUGACUUACUGUUUAUGUCUGAAUCUGGACAUAGUCUGAAUGAGGAUGAACAUGGAGGAAUUGGGGGUGUCCCUGAUUCAGUCUAGAGCAGGAGUGGGCAAAGUAUGGCCCUCCACAUGUUGUUAGACUGCAUAUCCCAGCAUCCCUCACCAUAGGCAGUGCUUGGCUAGGAUUGAUGGAAGCUGGAAUCCAACAACUCUUUGCCUACCUCUGACCUGAGCAUCUCUUAUAAAGAGGACGUGUUUGAGUCUUGAACCCUGAGUUGUGGCACACUACCAAGACACAAGGCCUUUUCUUUAUAGAAUGAGGAAUUAGUUGGAAUAUUGGAAAGUAGAGGACUUGAAGAAAUGAUUUAUUAUAGAAAUAAAAAAGUUGAUUUAAAAAUAGCUUUGAAAUAGACUGGAUGCAAUGUGAUUAAUUCUCAGAGGGGAUAUACGGGAAGGGGAUCACCCAGCUUAGGGGGCAUCUACACUGUAGAAAUCAUGCAGUUUAACACCACUUUAAGUGUUGUAGCUGCAUCCUAUAGAAUCCUGGGAUUUGUAGAUUCACAAGGGCUUUAGCCUUCUCUGCCAAAAUGUGCUGGUGCCUCACAAAACUACAAGUCCAAUGAGUCUGUACAAUGGAAGCCAUGGCAGUUAAAGUGGUGUCAAACUGUAUUAUUUCUACAGUGUAAAUGCACCCUUAGAUGUGUCGUUUGCUUGUGAAACUGAUAGGUAAAGGAAUUCAGUUCCAUGUAAGAAAGAUGGGGCAUACUGCAGACAUGGCAAGUAUCCUUUUUGAAAUGAGAGGUGGCUUAUGCAAAAUAAUUAAACAAAAAUAAAUCCAGAAGACUUCCAAUCAUGUCCAGUUUUGUCUUUUGGGCUAAUGUGGGUCACAUAUGUG